AUGGCAGGAGAACAGAAACCAUCCUGCAAUCUUCUAGAGCAGUUUAUUUUACUAGCAAAAGGUACAAGUGGCUCAGCUCUGACUGCUCUUAUAAAUCAAGUGCUGGAAGCUCCUGGGGUUUAUGUCUUCGGAGAGCUCUUGGAGUUAACGAAUGUGCAAGAGCUUGCUGAAGGGUCUAAUGCUGCUUAUUUCCAGUUGCUGAACCUGUUUGCAUAUGGAACGUACCCAGACUAUAUAGCAAACAAAGAUAACCUGCCUGAAUUAACAGUGACUCAGAAAAACAAGCUGAAACACUUGACGAUUGUAAGCCUGGCUUCCAGAAUGAAGUGCAUUCCAUAUUCUGUGUUGCUGAAGGACCUUGAUGUGAAGAAUCUGAGGGAGUUGGAAGAUCUGAUUAUUGAAGCGGUUUAUACAGAUAUUAUCCAGGGGAAGCUGGAUCAACGAAACCAGGUGCUAGAGGUGGAUUUUUGUAUCGGCAGAGACAUUCAGAAGAAGGACAUCAGUAAUAUUGUCAAAACACUCCAGGAAUGGUGUGAUGGUUGUGAAGCAGUUCUUUUAGGAAUUGAGCAGCAAGUACUUAGAGCCAACCAAUACAAAGAGAACCAUCACCGAACUCAACAGCAGGUAGAGAUCGAGGUCACAAACAUAAAGAAAACAUUAAAAGCUACAGCCUCGUCGUCGGCACAGGAGAUGGAACAGCAGCUGGUAGAGCGAGAGUGCCCUCCACACACAGAACAAAGGCAGCCCACAAAGAAGAUAUCCAAAGUCAAAGGGCUGGUUUCCAGCCGUCACUAGAACAUACCAUCUGAGUGUCAUUCAGCUAGGAAUGACAACAGGAGGAGCAAACAAGGGCCUGCGUCUCCUUUUUCGGUGGGUUCUGGGCCAGUCUUUUCGAGGCUGGCAAAUAAAAGCCCUGCUUGAAACAGCUCCCAGUUAGCAGCACCUGGCUAAGUUACCCUGUGCAGCCCCUAUUAAUUUUCAGGGUGUCCCUCUUCUGGUCCUGUAAAGAGGGA
Nestor notabilis (Kea) is the source of this 1013-nucleotide messenger RNA. It is a transcript of the gene COPS7B, whose product is annotated as COP9 signalosome subunit 7B. Gene Ontology annotation, biological process: COP9 signalosome assembly. Bases 1 to 795 code for a protein of 264 amino acids. Lineage: Eukaryota; Metazoa; Chordata; Aves; Psittaciformes; Psittacidae. The transcript is spliced from 6 exons. The record is from RefSeq and is a predicted model, not a curated record. Gene Ontology annotation, cellular component: COP9 signalosome.